AUGCAAAACAAUAGAAAACUAAUCACGUAUUCUGUCUAUAACAUAACUCCUAUUUUGACUUUGAACCAGGCAUCCAACAUUCUCCCACCUUCUCUAAUCUGUACUAAAACAUUGUCGAAAAGCCCAGAGUCAAAAGCAAAUAAACGUAAAUGACUUCUUCACAACACACAAUAUCUCAUACACAAGAGGAAUUAUCCCGUAUUAAUCCUAUCACUACUGGUGGAUUGACACCAGAAGAAAGUGACGCAGAAGCUUACUUUCAGAAGCAAAUAGAGGAAAGUCUUAAGCGAGAGCCGACGAAACCUCCUACUAUUGUGGAACAAUUCGUUGCGUUCUUUACCACGCCUUUUGCUUCAUUGAGUGGAAGAAAAGAGAAGGAUAUGGGAAGUGAUUAUGUUGUUUGA
This is a messenger RNA of Hymenoscyphus albidus, 404 nucleotides long. Lineage: Eukaryota; Fungi; Ascomycota; Leotiomycetes; Helotiales; Helotiaceae. The record is from the annotation of a GenBank genome assembly.